UAAUCCUUCCACAAACACACACCUCAAUUGACAGGACCCAGACACGCCUGUGACGUGAGAAAGAAGGUUACUGUUUUUAUGGGAGGGGAAAGAGAGCUCAGGCGGCACAGCCCAGUGCCAAGUCGACUGUUGGACAAGAAUCUUUAAAGAAACGUUUUUAAAUAUGUUUGUCCUUUUAAAAAAUUUAAAAUGUUUUUUCCUGAACGAAUAAAAGCUCGUCCCAGCCACCAAACAGGAGCUGAAGCUGAAACAGAGAAGCUGCCGCGUCUCGCUGCUAAAGAGAAAUGAAACUAUUCCUGGCCUGCACACUACUCCUGUGUGCUGCCCUUCACCUCAGCCAGUCACAGUGCUUGGAGGGUCUCGCCAGCAUGGAAAUGUCCGCAGAUGGUCAGUAUGUGGUUCCCACACACUGUACGGACCCCUUUGACAGCACCCCAUACCCCUUAGGUGCGGUGUGGAGGACUGGGGACUGCAUGGAGUGCUUGUGUGAGGGGGGCGGGUUCCGAUGCUGUCCUGUCGAGGUGACGAGGCCGGAGAAGGUCCCUGAAGACUGCGUGCUGCUGUUUGACGAGGAGAGCUGCGGGUUCAAGGCGUUCAAUAUCAAUGACCCCUCAGAGUCCUGCCCUCUGUAAUCUGCAGGUCGGAGGCUGGCAAUGACGCCAGAGACUCCCCUCUGUGUAACAAGAGCUCUUACCCUGCCAACAAUCAAUAAACCUUGAUUCGAAA
Molecule: messenger RNA, 726 nt
Organism: Acipenser ruthenus (sterlet)
Lineage: Eukaryota; Metazoa; Chordata; Actinopteri; Acipenseriformes; Acipenseridae
Product: beta-microseminoprotein-like
Exons: 4
Coding region: 285-632 (115 amino acids)
Source: RefSeq, a predicted model, not a curated record